AAAAUUCUCCCGCGCGGUGCUCUUUUCAAGUUUCACAACACCGAACUGACAAAUGAUGAAGCCGUCUGAAUUGUUACAAGAACUGACAAGUAUCUCUAUUCACACUACAUCUCAAGGCCGUUCCUCACAAUCACUGAAGAUGUCCGAGCUGAAAAGCUAAACGCCCAUGGGCAGAGUAGCCGCAUCGAACAGGGACUCACGUAGCAGUGGCGGGGGCGCCAUUUUCUACCCCAUCACGGUCGGGGGAAGUUCAGACAGCCCUCGACAGGUUCGAAGACAUCCCUAUUCAGAGAUGCUCAAGCCCAGCUCACUUAGUCUCAAGAUCGGGCCGCGGAUUGAGGUCACCGACUCCACCGAAUCGUUGGACAGAGAAGUAGAGAAUCUCAACCUCAGGUAA
Molecule: messenger RNA, 397 nt
Organism: Asterias rubens (European starfish)
Lineage: Eukaryota; Metazoa; Echinodermata; Asteroidea; Forcipulatida; Asteriidae
Exons: 2
Coding region: 167-397 (76 amino acids)
Source: RefSeq, a predicted model, not a curated record